AUGAACAACAACCUCCGCGACCCCUUCAACCUGCGAAGGAACCUCAUCAGCAACCGCGCCCCGACUGCCGCAGCCGCGCUGACCCAGCUCAACCUCCUGCGCGCGACCGCCACCGAGGUCGCCACUCAGGUCACCGAGAAGGUCCAAGAGACUGCGGCCGAGGCCAUCGAGCGCGGCAGGCAGGCCGUCGAGGACCUCAACACCAACCUGCGCGAGCGGGAACUGCGCGAACAGCAGGCCGCCGGCAAGAAAGACGAGGAUAUGUCGUUCGCGGUCCCGAAAAAUGUCCCCUCCUUUAACAACCCCCAGCGAGCCCUAGAGGACCGAGUGUGGGGAUCGACCGGUGUGACGGCGAGGACGGCCGGGCAACGUGGUGGGGCGGUUGGAGGGAUAGUAGGCGAGGGCCUCGGAAAGGUCGAAAACUUCCUGAAUCCGAACAGGAACUCGCUCCCCUUGUACAAGGACAAGCCCUACGGAUACCCUGCCAGCCACCGAAAGAGGCCCUUCUACCGGCGCAAGACCUGCAUGGCUAUCGCACUCUUCCUCGUGGUCCUGGUGGCCUACUGGUUCGGCAUCUUCGGCGAGGAGCCGUACGACAGGCUGCCCUCGCUGAAGACGGCGGACUGGCUGAGGGCGGAUGAGAAGGCGGCAGCGAAGGGCAGGGUUGACUGGCUGGAGCGAAGACAAAGGGUGGUCGAGGCCUUCGAGCUGAGUUGGGAUGCGUACGAGCGGUACGGCUGGGGCUAUGACGAAUACCACCCGAUAUCGAAGAGCGGAAAACACAUGGCAAAGAAGGGCCUGGGCUGGAUCAUAGUCGACGCACUCGAUACGAUGAUACUCAUGAACCUGACCAGUCGCCUUACCCACGCGAGGGAGUGGAUAUCAACAACCCUCACCUACGACCAGGACCAGGAUGUGAAUACUUUUGAGACCACCAUUCGGAUGAUGGGUGGCCUGCUGUCCGCGCAUUACCUAUCGACCGAGUUCCCCGAGCUGGCGGCAAUAUCAGACGACGAUGAAGGGGCACCAGGGGAGGACCUCUACCUUGAGAAGGCAAAGGACCUAGCGGACCGCCUGAUUCCAGCGUUCGACUCGGAAUCCGGAGUCCCUUACGCGAGUGUAAACCUGGGCAAGUUCGAAGGUCUGCCGUCCCACGACGACGGUGGCGCUUCAUCGACUGCCGAGGCCGCCACCCUGCAGCUGGAAUUCAAGUACCUGGCAAAGUUGACAGGUGAGAAGAUGUUCUGGGACAAGGCCGAGAAAGUCAUGCAGGUUCUCGAUGACAACGGUCCCAAGGACGGUCUUGUCCCGAUCUACGUGUACGCCAACACCGGCAAAUUCCGCGGCAAUAACAUCCGCCUGGGGAGCCGCGGCGACUCCUACUACGAAUAUCUCAUCAAGCAAUAUCUGCAGACCAACAAGGGAGAGCCCAUCUACCUGGACAUGUGGGAGCAGGCACUCCAGGGCGUACGGAAGAAUCUCGUCACGUACACCGAGCACUCGCAGUUCACCAUCAUCGGCGAGAAGGUCAACGGCGUCGACGGCGAGCUCAGUCCGAAGAUGGACCACCUCGUGUGCUUCAUGCCAGGGACCAUCGCCCUGGGCGCGACGGACGGCCUGACGGAGGCCGAGGCCAGGAAGCUGCCGUCGUGGAACGCGCAGAAGGAGAAGGACAUGCAGCUCGCGCGCGAGCUGAUGCAGACGUGCUGGGGUACGUACAAGGCCAUGGCGACGGGGCUGGCUGCGGAGAUCACGUAUUUCAAGAUUGCGUCGCCGCCUCCCCCGGAGGAAAAGGCGCACCGGGCGCCGGAGGAGUUCGACCCGGACCCGGAGGCUGCGUGGCGCAAGGACUUUGUCAUCAAGAGCCAGGACACGCACAACCUGCAGCGGCCCGAGACGGUGGAAUCGCUCUUCUACAUGUGGCGGAUCACGGGCGACCAGCGGUACCGCGACUGGGGGUGGGAGAUGUUCAAGAGCUUCAUGAACCACACGGCGGUGGCUGAGGGCGGCGGGUUCACGUCGCUGUCCAACGCCAACGUGGUGCCGCCCACGACGCGCGACAACAUGGAGAGCUUCUGGCUGGCCGAGACGCUCAAGUACUUCUUCCUGCUCUUCUCGCCCGACGACCUGCUGCCGCUCGACAAGAUCGUCAUCAAUACCGAGGCGCACCCGCUGCCGAGGUUCGACAUGGGCCCGAUGUUCUCGACCGGCUGGAAGAGGAAGCCACGGGACGCUGACGGGCACAUCCUGGAGACGAGGGAGGAGGCCAAGGCUGAGGAGGCCAAGAAGGACUAA
Messenger RNA from Diaporthe citri, 2295 nucleotides. RefSeq lists its product as uncharacterized. Gene Ontology annotation, biological process: N-glycan processing; carbohydrate metabolic process. Gene Ontology annotation, molecular function: calcium ion binding; mannosyl-oligosaccharide 1,2-alpha-mannosidase activity. The transcript is spliced from 2 exons. The record is from RefSeq and is a predicted model, not a curated record. Gene Ontology annotation, cellular component: endoplasmic reticulum; membrane. The coding region runs from base 1 to 2295 and encodes 764 amino acids. NCBI's taxonomy places the organism in Eukaryota, Fungi, Ascomycota, Sordariomycetes, Diaporthales, Diaporthaceae.